Molecule: messenger RNA, 2664 nt
Organism: Coffea eugenioides
Lineage: Eukaryota; Viridiplantae; Streptophyta; Magnoliopsida; Gentianales; Rubiaceae
Exons: 5
Coding region: 368-2467 (699 amino acids)
Molecular function (GO): nucleic acid binding
Source: RefSeq, a predicted model, not a curated record
GAGGGCAAGUAGUAUAUAAUGUGACGCAAACACACAGUCACACAGUAGAGCUCAAACCCCCCACCGAACGAAAACCCUAAAAACUCCCAGUCCCCUUUUUCACGGCAAUCCCAAAAAUUCCCGCAUAAAAUCAUCGUUGCCUUCUUCUUCUUCUUCUUCUUCUUCUUUCGAUUGCUCUGUUUCUUUUUUCUGUUUAUUUCCAUUUGUCUUUUCUAUUUUUCGUGUUUUGAUUCUUCGUCUGAUGCUUAUUUUUGUGUGUUGUGAUUGAACCUAGGGUUUUCCUUAUAUUCACAUAUACAUUCAAGCCUCCGAAUUUCGAGUUAUCUCUGGUGAAUUUCUGUCUGAGGUAUACUUUUGGACUAUCAAAAUGUCCUCACCCUAUCCUGUUCUUGGCAGUCGACCCAUUGAUCAAUGGAAGGUUGCAGAACUAAAGGAAGAACUUAAGAGACGUAAAUUGAUGACAAAGGGUUUGAAAGAGGAUUUAAUCAAGCGGCUGGAUGAAGCAAUUCGUGGUGAGCAAGGGAGAAGUGAUCUGAAUAAUGUCAACGGUCAUGAUUCUGUUCUUCCUUCUGAGAUGCUGACUGGGCAUGAAAGCACAGUAGCGUAUGUUUGUGAUAGUGCUCAGAGCAAUAUUGGUAUUGGUAAUACUACGACUCAGGAAAUAAAUGAAGAUUUGCAACCCCGGGUCACCUAUGAGCAAGAGAGGAGUAACGCGCCUGAUUCAAUUAACCAUGGUGUGCCUGUAAAUGAAAAAGUCGGUGGCAACAUGCUUAAUGUUGACAUCAAUGAGGGCCAAGGGUCAAUUGAAGAGAAACUUAGAGAAGAGGAAGGGGUAGAUGAUUCUUAUUCUGCUGGGUUGGAAGGGAAGCAGACAGAUCAAGUUACUGAUAAGGAAACCAGUGACUUUUUCACCCAGAAUCUGGAGCCUGUCAUAACUAUGGGUGAGGAAGACUUGCAGAAGACCGUGCCUCAUAAUGAGAGUCAUGGUUUGCAGGCUCAGCUGGAGAAUGACGAUUCGAAGCCCUUACAUGUGGAUGCUAAAGACAACGUAUAUGAUACAAAUAACCAGGUAUCUGAGGUCAAGCCUGUUUUAGGGCUUCAAGUAAAAUCUGAUUCUAUUUCUACUGAUACUGUCUCAAUUAUUGAAAACAAUGAACUAAAGGAUAAUAUAAUUGCUGAUGAUGUCAAACUAGAAGUAGAUGUUAAGCCUGAGAUGGUGCAGCCAUCGUCUAGCAGUGUUGUUCAUCAAGGUGGCAAAUCACAUCCAAUGGAUGUUGAAGAGCCACAUGCUAACAAGGUAUCUUUGAAAGAGACAGGUAGUAGUAAUGUCAAAAAUGCAGAUGUUAUUCCUAAAAAUGAGACUGGAGAUUUGGGUUUUUCAGAAAAACCAAAUGUAGCCAGAAGUUCUGGUGAUUACAUGGAGGAGGAUGUAAGGGAGAGUAAGCAGAUGAAUUCUAAGACGGAUUCCGUUGAAAUAAGGAUUGAGGCUGGAAAAGUUGAUGGACCAACAACUAAGGAUGAAGGUCUCGUUGAUAUUCUAAGCGAAGAUGCUCCAGCUGAGAAGAAGGUUGCUAUUGUUGAAGACAAGGGUGUCCCUGCUGCACCAUCAGUAAAAAGAAAGUUAAAUGAUCAACAAACAGUUGGGAACAAUGACAUUGCAAAAAGGCAGCGUCGAUGGAACUCAGAAGGGUUAAAGAUUCCUGAGCCACAAAGUACUGAUGUUUCUACUACACCAAAGGAUAUAUUUCAACCUGCACUUAGGCGCAGUUUCUCUAGGUCUGAUUCAACAGUCGGUGAAGAAAUGCCAAAAGAACGUGUUGUGCCACCAUCACCAAAGCCUCCGACCGAUUCUCUAAGAAUUGAUCGUUUUCUGCGGCCUUUCACAUUGAAAGCUGUCCAAGAACUUCUUGGCAAGACAGGGACUGUCACCAAUUUUUGGAUGGAUCAGAUCAAAACACAUUGCUAUGUAUCUUAUUCAUCUGUGGAAGAAGCUGUAGAAACACGAAAUGCUGUAUACAACUUGCAAUGGCCACCCAAUGGGGGACGCUUAUUGGUCGCUGAAUUUGUUGACCCCCAGGAAGUUAAAGUGCGUGCAGAGGCUCCUCCCCAGUCUCCUGCAACCCCUGUAAGCUCAGGUGCUGGUGCCCCUCCUGUUCCCCAGCAUGUGCAUCCCCAACCCUCUCCCAGGCCACAGCUUCCAAAGCAGCAACUUCCACAGCCUCCACUUCCCCCUCCGCCACCCUUGUCGAAUCCACCACCUUCAAGGGAACAUCCUGCAUCGGUGAAGGAGCGGCUGACUCUCCCACCACCACCACCUCCCCUUCCUGAGAAAAUUGAUCCGCCAAUUUUGACAUUGGAUGAUCUCUUUAGGAAAACUAAAGCAACCCCGCGCAUCUACUACUUACCACUGUCUGAUGGCCAAGUUGCAGCAAAGCUCCAGGCUCAGGGAAAGACUGGCAAGCAGUAGGGCUUAGGCUGUUACUUAAAGCAAAGCUCCUCUUCGAUUUCUAAUGGUUUCAUGAGAAUGUAAGAUAAUGGUAAGAAAGUAUCAUUAUAAUUGCAUCUUUGCAGGUAUGCAGGUCUUGCUUGUAGGAUGUUCCCGUUAAGGUGGUUCUGGAGAAGCUGGUUCGAUGAUGGAUUUGUGUUUUUUCAAGGAGUUUAUUG